CCCCCCAGGCGUGCAUCGACGAGAACAUGGAGGUGGUGCAGUUCCUGGUGGAGAGCGGCGCCGACGUCAACCAGGCCGACAACGAGGGCUGGACCCCGCUGCACGUGGCCGCGUCCUGCGGCUACCGGGACAUCGCCCAGUACCUGCUGGAGCACGGGGCCGACGUGGCGGCGGUGACGAGCGACGGCGAGCUGCCGCUGGAGGUGGCCGAGGACGAGGGGCUGGAGGCGCUGCUGCGGGCGGAGGUGGCGCGCCGAGGAGUGGACGUGGCGGCGGCCAAGAGGGCGGAGGAGGAGCGGAUGCUGCGGGACACGCGGCGCUGGCUGGACGCCGGCGAGAUCCGCGACGCCCGGCACCCGGCCACCGGCGCCAGCGCCCUGCACGUGGCGGCCGCCAAGGGCUACAUCGAGGUCAUGAGGUGGGCGGGGGGGG
This is a messenger RNA of Oxyura jamaicensis (ruddy duck), 432 nucleotides long. RefSeq names its product protein phosphatase 1 regulatory subunit 12C-like. Gene Ontology annotation, molecular function: protein binding; enzyme inhibitor activity; phosphatase regulator activity. The annotation marks the transcript as partial. NCBI's taxonomy places the organism in Eukaryota, Metazoa, Chordata, Aves, Anseriformes, Anatidae. The transcript has 3 exons. Gene Ontology annotation, cellular component: cytoplasm. The record is from RefSeq and is a predicted model, not a curated record.